AUGUCACCGAACGUACGGCGACUAUACGAGUCACCGCCUUGGGGACUUGGGCGUCGCGUUGAACGAAGGCGGUACCCAGCACACCGUGGACCACCGCGCUCAACUUUCAGUUUCGUGCCCUUGCUGCGCUCGACAGCGUGCCGGGUGACUGACCACUCGCUGAGGCGACGCGCUUCCGAAAAACGACGCAGUGAAAGCACCAGUCGGCGUCCAGCGCUAGGUUGUAGAAGCCGGAGAGCCCAGCUGCGAGCCCCUCAAGUUCGCCUGCUUCAGCGAGGCGCUCAGGAAGCAGCCCCACACAGCACCAGUCGGAUGUUGACAGCGCAGCAAGACAACGCUGCGAACGCGAUACGUAACGAUCCACAGGUUGGAGAUAUUGUGCUCUAUCCAGGCAGAUGGCGAGAGGAGCGUCUCAUAGGCGUUGUGGAGGGCGUCACACCACGUGCGAACUCUGUCCAGGUUAUUACAGAUAUAAAGCCAUUAGAACGCGUCGGCGAUACCAACAAGUUCAUCGAGAGUUCGAAUCGAAAAACAGUAUGGCGCACGAGCACCGAAAUCGUCGUAUGCGACAGAGUAGCGUAUGACCCACAGAACCGAGUGUGGACGUUAGAGGCGCUUCCGCCACCCGCUAGGAGCGCACCGCUGAGCCCAGAGAUGAUCGCCGAGCGCGACCAAGGCCUGCAAGAGUACCAGAAAUUGAAGAGGUGGCUCCUGCAGGGCACACUCGUUACGUCCGGCAUUGGCGUCUGUGUUUGUUUCCUGCGCGCGGGAAUCGCCGACGCUCUCGCUUUUGCGGCUGGCUCAUCGGCUGGCGUCCUCUAUCUUCGCUUAUUACAGCGAUCCGUUGAUCGCCUGCAGCCCAUCGCUGGAUCCACUGAUCUGGCUGGCGCUGCGGCAGCUCCAGCGAGUACCACCGAGCAGCCACGCGCGGUGUCCGUCUUCUCUGCUGCGCGCUAUGCGGCGCCCAUGGUGGCAAUCCUGAGCCUCGUGCUAUCGCAGCGAGGCACGCUGACAUCGAGUCAGGUCUUUUCAUGCAUCUUGGGGUUUCUCUCGUACAAGAUACCCCUAUGGUAUGUUUCCAUACGUGACUAUGCAGAGGCAGCACGCAUCGCACCAGCGAGCGCAGCGCGCAAUGCAGCAUCACAGCACGCAGAAUACGCCUCCAACCAUGACGUGGCGUCGCGACGCGCUGCACGCAGCGCCCGCAACUUGCCAGAUUUGGCGCGAAAUCCGCCUGCUGUAACCGCCAUUGUGGUAACUGGCCCUUCUGGGGUGGGCAAGUCGACGCUCAUAGGGCGGCUUCUAGCAGAGUUUCCGAACCAUCUGGGCUAUUCGGUAUCGACAACAACGCGAGCGCCGCGUCCAGGAGAAGUUGACGGUGUGUCUUACCAUUUCGUGUCGAAGGAAAAUUUUUUGGCGGAUGUCGCCGCAGGCAAAUUCAUCGAAUAUGCCUGCGUUUACGGCAACUACUACGGGACGACGUUUGGUGCUGUGCGAGCUGUUACGCAAUCGCCAUCGCCUCGAGUUUGCAUUCUGAGUCUGGAUUUGCAGGGUGCACAAACCAUGAUGGAUCGACAGGAAUUGGAUGCGUUCUAUAUCUGGAUUGCACCGCCCUCGCUGAUGGAGCUCGAGCAGCGACUCCGGCGGCGCGAGACCGAGAGUCCCUCGGAACUCGAUCGGCGCCUGGAGGCCGCCCGCCAGGAAAUGGAUAUCGCUGAGAAAAUUACAGGUUUCGAUUUACGUAUUGUGAAUGAUGAUAUUGAGGUAGCGUAUGAAAAAAUGCGCCGCGUUGUUUUGGCGCUUUUGCACGGACGGAGAUAG
Messenger RNA from Cyanidioschyzon merolae strain 10D, 1821 nucleotides. Its product is annotated as similar to guanylate kinase. Gene Ontology annotation, cellular component: cytosol. Bases 1 to 1821 code for a protein of 606 amino acids. NCBI's taxonomy places the organism in Eukaryota, Rhodophyta, Bangiophyceae, Cyanidiales, Cyanidiaceae. The transcript has a single exon. The record is from RefSeq and is a predicted model, not a curated record. Gene Ontology annotation, biological process: purine nucleotide metabolic process. Gene Ontology annotation, molecular function: GMP kinase activity.